Messenger RNA from Ananas comosus (pineapple), 1685 nucleotides. Its product is annotated as putative UPF0481 protein At3g02645. Bases 97 to 1587 code for a protein of 496 amino acids. NCBI's taxonomy places the organism in Eukaryota, Viridiplantae, Streptophyta, Magnoliopsida, Poales, Bromeliaceae. The transcript is spliced from 2 exons. The record is from RefSeq and is a predicted model, not a curated record.
CUCCAAAGGUGCCGGAGUAAUUAGAAGAACCUCCCUAUAUAGUAACAAUAUACAAAUUAGCUUCACAGAGCAGACCGACGGAUUUGUAGCGGCAGCAUGAGCGACGGUAGCCAGUCAACCCUAGUCGACAUCGAGAGUGGGGAGGAAGGAACCAGCAAAAAGAACCGAGAGUGGCUGACGGAGCAGCUAAAGGUGGACGAUAAUCUUAAGGAGAAAGGGCUGGCUUCAUUAGAUAAGAUUUACGGAGAUGCUUCCGGCGGCCGUACCAUCUUCAAGUGCGAGCGCAAAGCAGAUGGUCGAGGACCUCCUGAGCCGACAGCAGUGGCGAUCGGGCCGUACCACCGCAACUGCAAGAACCGGCUGAAGUUCGACGAUGAUUACAAGUUGAAGAUCACUAGGUUUAUGGUCCGGUACUUUGGGCUCGUUGCAGAGAAGUAUCUGGAAGAGAUGGAAUGGAACGAAAAGGAUGUUCGCAACUGCUACGACAAAGAUUUGUGCGAAUGGAGCAGAGAAGAACUCCCAAGGAAGCUGCUGCUCGACAGCUCCUUCAUACUAUUCGUGAUGGAUGCAUUCUCCAAGACGGAGCUAUUGACCUUUGAAUUCUUCCCGGAGUAUGUUGCUUUGCAUCUACACAUAAGGGAGCACACAGAGCAGAUCAAGCUCGACUUGUUGACGGUCGACAACCAGAUUCCCUUCUUCACCAUCGAGACACUGCUAGAUUGCUUCCCUCAAGACAGCAGCAUCCGUAAGGAAUCGAUCGAAGAAUUAGCUUUGUGUUGCUUCGACGAUCUCUGGCCCAAGAAGAACAAAGAAAAGGUAAUGAGUAUUAGAGUGCCUUGGUUUCGGCAUCUACUGUGUCUUUUAAAAGAAGAGAGGAGCGAUGAAGUGGAAACGAGUAGGGGCGCGCCUUAUCAGUUCCACCAUCUGCUCCACCUUUUUCACUGGUCUCGAAUACCGAAGGAAGGAUACCAAAUGGACUUCGAAGACAGAGAUAGCAGGAGUGCUUUGCAACUAUAUAUUCCCAGCGCUACGGAGCUUCAAAAAUCUGCUACAAAGUUCAAGAAGAAACACUCGGGUAGCAGCCUGCACGUUACAUUCAACCGCGGAUUGACGUUCGUAUCCGGGGUGAUCAAUAUCCCCGUAUUGCAGCUUUACAAUUACAGCAAGCCAAUCUUCCGCAACCUCGUUGCGUUCGAGGCGACUCCGGCAAACAGCGUGCUCUGUUUCACGGCCUACACGGCGUGCAUGUCUUGCAUGCUGCAGCGCGAGGACGACGUGAAGCUGCUGAGGGAGAGAGGGAUAGUUGCGAGUACCAACUAUAAGGACGCCGAAAUCGUCAAAUUCUUUGAGGAAUUGAAUAAGGAGGUCGAAGGUGUCGAGAUGCCCGACACUCUACGAAAACUUUACACGGACGUGACCGAUCAUCACAACAGUCGAAUCAGCAAAUGGUGCGGGGACUUCAUGUUGCAGUACUGCCCUAACUUCUGGGUCGGUCUUUCGCUCGUCGCCGCUAUCCUGAUCUUCACUCUCUCAUUUCUUCAGGCCUUAUACGGCAUGCUCUCCUAUUAUAGGCCUAAGAAAAGCUAAUGAGUUCACAAAAAAAUAAAAUAAAAUAAAAAAUAAAUAGACCUCGUCAAAUUAUAGGCAAAUAUGAAAUAGUCUCUCAGCCCUGUAAUUUUUUUUUU